Molecule: messenger RNA, 1469 nt
Organism: Panicum virgatum (switchgrass)
Lineage: Eukaryota; Viridiplantae; Streptophyta; Magnoliopsida; Poales; Poaceae
Product: dof zinc finger protein MNB1A-like
Exons: 1
Coding region: 396-1166 (256 amino acids)
Biological process (GO): regulation of DNA-templated transcription
Molecular function (GO): DNA binding; DNA-binding transcription factor activity
Source: RefSeq, a predicted model, not a curated record
GUUCUCACAUCACAACACCCACCUCACCUCCCUCACGUACCGCGCCGCCGCGCCGCUCGAUGCGCGCCCGCCACUUGACCGACCGCGCCGCGCGCGUGGACGCGAGCCGGCCACUGACGCGUCGGCCCCGGCGGCGGUAAGAAAGACAGAGAGCCCGUCGCGAGGUUUCACCACCGGACCUGCUUCCCCGACCCGGGCGCCGGUGCCCCCAUAAACCCGAGAGCGACCACCACCGCUGCCCGGCCGAAACACAACGUCAUCCGCCUGCGCCGAUCCACACGCCGGCUGCCCGCCUAGGCCGGCUAGCUAGCUAGCUCUGCUCGUCGGCAGCACCUGCGUCGGUCGCUCCGAUCGCGUGCGCGCUCCGGCGUCCCACGCCGCCGCCGCGCGCGCGCAUGCAGGAGCCCGGGCGCCGGCCCGCGCCGCCGUUCGCGGGCGUCGACCUCCGCAGGCCCAAGGGCUACCCGCCGGCGCCGACGGCCGCGGAGGCGGAGGACCCCGCGCCGGCGCCCGCCGGCGACCCGUGCCCGCGGUGCGAGUCGCGGGACACCAAGUUCUGCUACUACAACAACUACAACACGUCGCAGCCGCGCCACUUCUGCAGGUCGUGCCGCCGCUACUGGACCAAAGGCGGCUCCCUGCGCAACGUCCCCGUCGGCGGCGGCACCCGCAAGAGCUCGUCGUCGUCGUCGCCGGUCCCUCCCUCGCCCGCCGCCGCGCCCAGGAGCACGAAGCGGUCGAAGGAGUCCAAGCGCCGCCGCGUCGCCCCGGCCCCGGACCCCGCUCCCGGCACGGACGCCUUCGCCGCCGCCAUCACCGGCGUCGCGAACACCGCCCCGACGCCCGCGCCGGAGACGGUGGCCGCCGGGGAGAAGCCUGCCGCGCCGGUGCCCGCAGCGACGGUUGCCGCCAAGGAGAAGCCGGCAGCGACGGUUGCCGCCACGGAGAUGCCGACCGCGCCCCCGGCGGCCGUCAGCGGUUUCACGGACACGUCCACGGCGCCCGGGGUCAGGCUCGCAGACGUUGGCAGCGAUGCCGAUGGCGGCAAGGAGCCGCUGCCGGACCCGAACCACUUCGAGUGGCCGUCGGGCUGCGACCUGGGGCCCUACUGGGGCACCGGCGUGUUCGCCGACACCGACCCGGCGCUCUUCCUCAACCUGCCGUGAGGCCGCGAGCAGAGCGCGCACCAUGGCUAAGUUAACCGAUCAACCAUCAGGACGCACGAGACGACGACGCAUCAUGAUCAGCUCCUGAAGCUGAAGCUGGCUGCCGCAGUUUCCUGAGUCCACUGUAGUGAUCACUCUACCCCUCUAGUUCUCUUAUUACUAUUGUUCUGCUGGUUUUAAUCGCCGCUUUUACUCCAACCUAAAGGCUGACAUGGGAUAUCUAGCUGGGAUUUGCAACAACUCUGUGCUUGUUAGUAUGAGCUAAUCGAUUCAUGGUGCUCUCAAUAAAGGCCAUGAAAAUCA